ACAGCACAAUGGGGGCCACAAGGCGGAGAGCAAGUACAACGGCAAAAAUAUUAGAUAUGUGGGCAGCUGCUGGUGUACCUUUCUUUCAUUCACUCUGAAUAAGUCUGGCAGAAUUGAAUGUGGUUUUGUGUGGUUUUUUUUGUUUUUGAACAGUUAAUUUAGUGUGCUCUUGUCUCUCUCUACUCCCGCCUCCAGUGUUUGGUAGAGUCCCGCAAUGUGCAUUGAUUGAAGCGAAGCAUCCGCGUUCCGAUUUCAACCGGCUCCCCAACCGUCAUCGUGUCAGAACUCGGCUCCUCAACCGUCACCAGCAACGCAAUGGCUUCGGCAGACAUCGUCCGUCAAAUGGGUGAAAGUGUUCGUCCACUUUCAUUGUCAGGUCAUGUUGGAUUUGACAGUUUACCAGAUCAACUAGUUAACAAAUCUACUUCCCAGGGAUUUUGCUUUAAUAUUCUUUGUGUUGGAGAAACUGGCAUUGGAAAGUCCACUCUUAUGGAUACCUUGUUUAACACCAGUUUUGAGAAUAGCCAAUCAACACAUUAUGAAAACAGAGUAAAAUUGAAGGCUCAGACAUAUGAACUACAAGAGAGUACUGCUCGCUUAAAGCUAACCAUUGUAAAUUCAGUGGGCUUUGGAGACCAGAUAAAUAAAGAAGACAGCUAUAAACCUAUCAUUGACUACAUUGAUGCACAGUUUGAGGCCUAUCUGCAAGAAGAGUUGAAGAUUAAACGUUCAUUGCACAAUUAUCAUGAUUCCCGUAUCCAUGUCUGUCUGUACUUCAUUUCUCCCACUGGCCAUUCUCUUAAGUCACUAGAUUUAGUGACCAUGAAAAAACUGGAUAGCAAGGUGAACAUCAUUCCAGUUAUUGCAAAGGCAGACACUAUCGCCAAAAAUGAGCUUCAUAAGUUUAAAAUCAAAAUAAUGAGUGAACUGGUCAGCAAUGGGGUACAAAUCUAUCAGUUUCCAAUUGAUGAUGAAACGGUUGCAAAAAUUAAUUCAACCAUGAACGGGCAUCUACCAUUCGCUGUAAUUGGAAGUACAGAGGAAGUGAAAGUUGGGAACAAAAUGGUUAAAGCGCGGCAGUAUCCAUGGGGAGUUGUACAAGUUGAAAAUGAGAACCACAGUGACUUUGUGAAGCUGCGAGAGAUGCUUGUUUGUGUGAACAUGGAAGACUUGAGAGAACAGACCCACACACGGCAUUAUGAGCUGUAUCGUCGCUGCAAGUUAGAAGAGAUGGGAUUCAAAGACACAGAUCCAAAUAACAAGCCAGUCAGCCUUCAAGAAACAUAUGAAGCAAAGAGGAAUGAGUUUCUUGGCGAGCUUCAUAGAAAGGAGGAAGAAAUGAGACAAAUGUUUGUGAUGCGAGUCAAAGAAAAGGAGUCUCAGUUAAAAGAGGCAGAGAGGGAGUUGCAAGAUAAAUUUGAACAGCUAAAGAAAAUGCAUCAGGAAGAGAGAAAGAAAUUGGAUGAAAAAAAAAGUGUCCUGGAUGAAGAGAUGAGUAUAUUCAAUAAGAAGAAGGCUGCAACUGAAUUGCUUCAAGGCCAGGCAUUCCAGACUGCACCACAAAUGAAUCUCAAGAAAGAUAAGGACCGCAAAAACUAUUAAUUUUUUGUUUCCCUGUGUAGUGCUGCACCUCACUUUAUAAGUUCAGCUUUCAUGUAUUGGAACUUUUUUGAAGACAUCACGUAUGAAUGCUAUUCUGAUCAUCAGCUAGAUCACUGCUAUCCAACUACUUGCUGCCAUUUUCCCUCUGGAUUGUUUGGAUGGAUGAAACCAGUGCAUUAAACCAUGUAUGAAUCAUCUAGUUUGUGUCGAAUGCACUGCCUGCAUAGCUGUAUAAUAAGCCAUUUAUUUAAAACAACAAGGGUGCUAAUCCUGGUUACACAAGACUUGCCUAAUUAUUAAGUGUCUCUUUCAGGGAAAUAUUUGUAUUUAUCACUUGAUUUCAGUUAUAUAUCUCUAUUUUUUGUGAAUGUGCCUGAAAAUUAUGAAAUACUAAGUUUUUUAUUAAUGCGUACAUUGAAAACUUUUUAUAUUCUGCAUUUUUUUUCAGAGAUUUUCUCUAAGCUUUGUUAUUGAAUUAAGCUGGUACUAUGGCAAGUUUCUUAACCCCAAGAAGGGAGGAACAUUUUGACAUUUAUAUGUACUUGAGCAUGCACAAUCGAGUAAUGUUCUUUGUACGCCAAAGUAUGUGUGUGCACAUGUUGCACUUCAGUAGGUUAGAGAAAGCUCUCAAUUUUAUCAGGUUUCCUUAAGACCAAUUUAAUGUUACCAGGUGAUUUAAAAAAACGACAAUGAUCUACCAUGUAAAUGCUAGAUAUGUUAUCUCUUGAGAGCAAAUUGAUGGUGCAUGUACUUUUCUUCUUAAAUUCUCAAACUAUUCUUACCCAUAGCACAGUUGUUUUGCCAGUGGUGGUGGAACUUCAUGUGUUAUCAUUAAUGGAGUCAAUUGUGGAUAUUAUUUGUGUGAAGUGGAUUUGCAUUUUCAAAUACAGCUGGAAGAUGCCCACUGGCAAAAUGGAUGAAUAGGAAAGAGCACAUGUGCUCAGUGCUAGUGCAGAUGCCGUAAUUAAAUAAUAGCAUUAUGAUGAAAUGCUGACUCGUUUGAGGUGGACUGAAUUUUAACAUAGUAAGUUUGUAUUAAUAUCACGUAUCUAAUUAUCAUUUAUAGUUGAGAUGAAAUUUUGACCAAUAAUGUUUAAAACUUAAGAUUUCUUAACUUUUGGUAGAUGUAUAAGAAAUGUAUAUUGCAUAAUAUAAUUGCAACAGUAUAACCUUUCUUGUAUUUUAGAGAUCUUUGCAUUUCUGAUUCAGAGCUUGCAGCAACCUGUAGUUGCUGUGACGAGAUAUUGGUGUGCUAUUGAAUACAGAUGUUUUUUUCAGAAUAACACUCCAUUAUUAGCAUUGUUACCUCUAACUAUACAACUUAACAUAAACGCAGCUCCCAAAAAUUCACACACCAUUGUGGCAUUUAGCAUUGCUAUGAUAGUGUAUAGAAUACAUCGGCUUUUGGACCUAAUGUUCAAGUCAAGCCAAAUUAUGUGCUUUUCUACCUUUGGAGGUGGUAUUUUGAUCUGUCAGGGUCUCCUUUUCCCAAACACGUACCUAUUGUAUUGCUGUUGGCUAUGCUUCACUGACUUUAGAAGAAAGUCUUACACAAAACACUUUGGUUUCAGCCUGUGUUUCAUCAGUAAUAUAAUUACUUUACCAAUUAAACUUGUCGUUGAAAAAAUAUGUGGAUGCUUGGUUAUUCGUAUUAAUGUCAAAUCUUUAAAUGAAAAUUGUGGCUUCUCCCCAUGACUUGGUAGACAAUUGUACUACAUGGCAUAUUAAGCAUUCAUAAAAUGGUAACUCUAAUUUCAUUCCCUAGUUUAUGUUGAGGUUACUGCUUUCAGAUGGCUGCCAGCAGAAAGGGAGGUGGUGUACAAUUGGCUUCAGUGCCCAAAGUCUGGGAAAAGCAAACAAAAAGGGUGUGGAGGUUGCUAUUGAUUUGAACCUGAAAUGGUGGCUAGUGAAUGGGUUAGAAUUGACUGAGGGUACAAAGUCUGUUGCAGGGUACAAAGACAGUAACAUCAGUCUUUCCAGUAUUUAACUGGAGAAAACUGGUUCAUCCAAUACUGACAAUCUGACAACACAUGAAGGCAGUGUGGCAGGGGGUGGUGGUAGUGGUCAAGAAAAGUUGGGCAAAAUUAGAGCUUGGUGUUAUUUGUGUACUUGUGGACACAAAUUUUAUAGCCCCCUGAAGGUGGGACGGCAGGCAGGGUGAGGGGAGGAGCAGUAGAAUUGGAUGCGAUGUCAACAGUACCAUCCUCAUGGUCUACCUGCCCCAGCCCCUGUCCAUGGUGUUUAAUGAGUAAUAUGUUUUGACAGUUUCUCUUCGUGCCUGGAGUCCGCCAAAGACCUCUCUUGUUUCUCAUUUGCUUGCUGCCCCUCUGCGAAUCGUUCAGACAUGCAACAAGAAUC
This is a messenger RNA of Carcharodon carcharias (great white shark), 3960 nucleotides long. It is a transcript of the gene septin10, whose product is annotated as septin 10. NCBI's taxonomy places the organism in Eukaryota, Metazoa, Chordata, Chondrichthyes, Lamniformes, Lamnidae. Gene Ontology annotation, biological process: cytoskeleton-dependent cytokinesis. Gene Ontology annotation, molecular function: GTPase activity; molecular adaptor activity; GTP binding. The record is from RefSeq and is a predicted model, not a curated record. Bases 316 to 1602 code for a protein of 428 amino acids. The transcript is spliced from 11 exons. Gene Ontology annotation, cellular component: septin complex; microtubule cytoskeleton; septin ring.